Molecule: messenger RNA, 3933 nt
Organism: Cyphellophora attinorum
Lineage: Eukaryota; Fungi; Ascomycota; Eurotiomycetes; Chaetothyriales; Cyphellophoraceae
Exons: 1
Coding region: 1-3933 (1310 amino acids)
Source: RefSeq, a predicted model, not a curated record
AUGCCGUCAACGAGGCCUUGCGCGGCUUUCGAGCCUAUCUCGCCCGACUUCAAUGUCAAGGCGCUCGUCGAGAGCACGCCGAACUUUCAAUGGGUAGUAAGGAUCGACUGCGAUAUGAUCGAUCAUCAAGGCGUCGAGGCAUUCGAGAAAUUGGUUCUAAUCCAUGUCAUAUUGGGAGGCAAGCCUCUCGUCGUCGAAGGCUACGACCGCCGCCUCGACCGGUGGACUUUCGCUGUGCAAUGGCUGCGCGACAACCAUGGCACCAAGGUCGAGAAUCCUAGAGAUCUGACCAAGAAAGCCUCCGUGCCCAUGACGUUCGCGCAUUACCUGAACCAUAUGGCGCUGCUCACGGAUCAAUGGACUAGCACAAACUACAAGGAUCCUCAACGACAGCGAAUAUAUCUGAAGGACAUCGACUGUCCGCCGCUUUGGCACGAUAAGUUGCAGUCCGUACUGCCACCUUUCCUGUACUACCUGAACGAUACCACUGGCGAUGUCGGCGGCUUCGGCGCAGUCGACCAGACCGAUGCACGCGGCGAGACCCGUAAAGGCAAAGGCAUCGCGAAGGCUGGUGAUCUGAUGAGCUGUUUACCAAAAGAGAUGCGCGCUGAAAAUAUGAUGUGCUACAUUGGCCACGAAGGAACAUACACACCCUCUCACAGAGAGAUGUGUGCCAGUCUGGGACAAAAUAUCAUGGUUGAGGCAUCCACAGGGUUGAUUGAAGACGGCAAGCCCACGAAGCCGGGCUCCUCGUUGUGGUUCAUGACCGAGAACAAAGAGCGAGAAGUUGUUGCUGAAUACUGGCUCUCGCGUCUCGGCCAUGACAUCGAAGUCGAGAACCACUUUGCUCAAAUCAAUGCUUGGAAGAAUGCGCCAUUUACUACGUACGUAGUAGAGCAGCGCCCUGGUGACCUGAUCCUGAUUCCACCUCUUGCUCCGCACCAGGUCUGGAAUCGCGGUACACGGACAAUGAAAGUUGCUUGGAACCGAACGACAAUUGAGACGCUGGAGAUGGCCAUGAACGAAGCUCUCCCGAAGGCCAGAAUGGUUUGCCGCGAUGAGCAGUACAAGAACAAGGCGAUAUCAUUUUUCGCUUUGCAAAAUUACUCAAAGUUACUGAAGCUUGCUGACAAGCACGGGCAGAGCAGCAGGAGUAACGCAAAGAAGACGAAGAGUGACACGAAGGUCCGACAGCUCGAAAAGGACUUCCGGCGUCUGCACUCGCUGUUUACUCAAACAUUAGUUUCCGAGAGCUUCCUACCCGAAAAGCAGGAGAAGUGCGAAAUGGUCCCAUUCGAGGGCUUCAUUACCUGCUCGUACUGCAGGUGCAACAUUUUCAAUCGCUUCCUCACCUGCCCGACCUGCAUCCUCCGAAACGGCCCUGAAGAAGACACGUACGAUAUCUGCCUCGAUUGUUAUGCGAUGGGCCGAAGCUGCGAGUGUAUUUCACGAUUACAAUGGGUUGAGCAAUUCCCGUGGCCAGAGCUCAUUCAGAAGCAUGAGACUUGGCGGCAUCAGAUUCUAGCGUACGAGGGCAAGGUCAAUGAGAAGUCGCCAAUGUCCCUGAAAGUUGAGCUACAACGUCUCGGUAGAAAGCGAACACUGGCUCAGAUAUGUCAAUUGGCACUCCGUCAACGUCCGUGGCGUGACCGAAAGAAGCCACCUCCUGUUCCUGAAGGUGUCGAACGCCUCGAGGAAGUCGAAGUCGAUGCUAAUGGUAACAUCAAGAAGAAAAAGAAGGUCAAGCGUUCUGACAAAUUCGUUCGCGAGCAUGCGCAGUGCCAUAUUGACAAGCAUUGGGAGCCAAAGUGGAAGCAAGCAAAAUGUAGCAACUGCGGCAAGAGCUGGUGCUAUGGUGUUCUGUUCAGAGGCUAUGAUAUGAUGCCACAAGAUAUCAUGGCUGACCCCGACUGGGCCUGUCCGAGUUGCAGAGGUAUCUGCGGCUGCAGAGCAUGCCGAACUAAGUCAAAUUAUCAUCCAUACACUCCUUCUGGCACACGACUUGGCCACAACACCAAAGCUGUGGCAGAUAUACGCUCCGUGGAAAGCCUCGUCGAUUUCAGCUUCUCGAACCUUGGCUGGAUUCAAAAAUCGGGCGACGACAACGGUGAUGAUACCCGUCGGCUUAAGAGACGGCGUUUGGAAGCAGAUACCGCACAAGCUCAGACCACACAGCUUGGAGAGGACUACGCCGAAGACCAGGACCAUCAGGUCGAGGAUGACCUCCUCCGCUUGGCCGAGCAAGAAGGCAUUCCAAUCGACCCUGCGUUGGCUGCCGUCGCCGGCAAUGGUCCGCCAUCUCCGGAUUCUGCGGCCGAAGAAGAUAUGUUUGACGAAAACCCCGAAGGGCGAGCAAGUGACUUCGGGCAAGCCGUUAUGGCUCCACAGUUCGUGAUUCCUGACGGAGGUGUUCUACGAGACGAGGGCCGAACCUACCAGUACGACUUCACUGACACCAUCACGUACGACUAUCCCGAUCCGACUGCUGUAGUUGCACAGCCUAUCCCAGAAGACGACGAGCCUGCCCGGGAAAAUGGUCAUGGCGCAGGUGAUCCGGACGAUGAUCACAUCGAGAUGGUGAGCCGGAAGCGGAAGCGUAAGCUCGAUGAGGGCGAGAGAGCGUUCAACUACAACAAGUCGAUCAACCUGUCGUCCGCUAAGAAAGCGAAACCUAAGAAACAAACAAAUUCGCUUAUUGUGAAAUUGCCAAUUAGCAGGGAGAAGCUGGCGGAGAUCGAGAAGUCAAUGAUUGCGCAACGCGCGUUAGACGACCUCGGACCUGCGCCAGCAGCACUCAGCUCAGAUCUCCAAGCUCUCAAUAAUAUCGUUCCGAACGUGGAGGGUCAACCUGCGCCGAAGAAAGCUCGGCCGGAUGUGGUCGUUGUCGAUCGUGACACCGAAUAUGCACCAAGCCGGCGAAGAAAUCGACGAAAGCCUGGCCCUGAUGGAACACUCCAGCCGCGUACAGACGAUGUCACCCGUCGACAGACCAGAAUGCAUGCCGUCACCUAUGAGGAACCAUCAGACGGGGAAGAGUUCAACGAGAUAGUCGAGCCGAAGACGAAGGGCGCCGUUGCUGACGUCGGUGCCGAGAACAGCAAGCUCACAACCAUGGAGGGUGCCAUCGACAUCGAUGACAUCGGCUCUGACGAUGACAUUACUGGCACAGAUCGAGGCGAUUCGACGCCAGAACCGUCUGAUCGUCCUAUAUCGGUGUUACGACCUGUUACAUCUUCGUCGCUCAAUAUUGGUCAGGCCGUUGACACACCAACUACGAGUAUAAGCCGAGAGCCGACUCCUGCACAGACUUCGCGGCCUUCGACUGCUACAGCCACCCAGUCGGCUCAGGCCAAGGCGCUUGCAGCAGCUGCUGCGAAUCGCAAAGCUAAGAUGGCUCUAGAGGAUGACUUCUCCGAUGAUUUUGAUGAUGAGUUCUCUGACCAGGAAGUAGCGCCCCCUCCAAAGCAAAAUGCUACGAAGAAGGCCGCGCCAGCAUCAUCAGGUCGAGCUUCCCCUGCUGACAGCUUCGCAACUGCGCCUCCGGCGGACGUGUUGACUACGGACGUUGUAAUUGGAGAAGCCUCUGCUGUGCAAGCGUGCGUGUCUACGUCGCCACCGGCUCCAGUUGUUGCUCCAGCGUCUAAACAGUCUGCAGUAGUUUCACACUCUGCUGCAGCAGCAGCACAGAAACCAAAGACAAAAAUAAUGACUGCAGACGACUGGAGCGAUUCGGACACAGACGCAUCCGAGAUAGCUUUUGGUAGUGCCCAAAAGGCGUCUCCAGUGGCCACUUCUGCAUAUAGCGGGUCUGGCUGGGCGGCGGUGAACGGCACAACGAAUGGCGUUAAGCGCGGCCAGAUGGGUGUUGGCAGAGGGCGUGGUCGAGGUCGAGGUCGAGGACGAGGACGAGGCCGCGGUGCAAUCUAUGCUUGA